Molecule: messenger RNA, 984 nt
Organism: Batrachochytrium dendrobatidis JAM81
Lineage: Eukaryota; Fungi; Chytridiomycota; Chytridiomycetes; Rhizophydiales
Exons: 3
Coding region: 1-984 (327 amino acids)
Biological process (GO): regulation of transcription by RNA polymerase II
Cellular component (GO): NuA4 histone acetyltransferase complex; nucleus
Source: RefSeq, a predicted model, not a curated record
AUGCGCGAGGUGUUGCGAGGCCAUGCGACUGCUGUCCCUGCAGCAACCGUCAACAACGAAAAUACUCAUCUGGAUCAUGAGAGUGCUACAGAUCCAGAUACUGAUGGAGAUACUGGCAUAGACUCUAGGAUGGAUUCAAACAGACAGGUUUCUAAUAUAGGCGUACGGACUCGGAGGAGAGUCAACAGUGACAUUGAAAUGUCUGACGACAAGUCGUUGGCUGGAACCAAGAACGAGGACAGUGCAAGCAAUAGUAACAAGACCACUGUGUGGACACCAGAAAUGGAAAUGACUUUGUUUCAGGCUGUUGCAAAGUACCGUCCAAUAGGUGUUCAUAAACACUUUCGGAUCCUCAAUGUUCAGCGAUUCAUCAAUACCCAUAUGGGCACAGACAUCAGUAUACAGGAACUAUGGAACAGACUUUCUAUUUAUUAUAAUAUAGAGAAACUCGACGAAUUGGCUGACGAUACUGAAGCAGAUGUACCUUAUGAGCGUCGAAUUCAUCGAGCUAUUUUCCCAUUCACAACAUUACGAGACUUUACUCUCCCAUCAGAAGACUUUUACGAACUCAUGGAUGAGCGUCGUAAAGCCGAAUCAUCAUCCACAGGCUCACCAGAGCAUCUAACAAUCGACACACAUUCUCCAAUAAAAACUCGAACCACCCGUGCACAUCCAUAUUCCCCUACAACAAGCAGUGCAUUCACUGGAUCUCCUGAACGACACGGAGACUCCAUAGCAGAUCAUAUUCCUAUAGCAGCAGCUAAACUAUCUGACAAGUCGGGAGUAUCUACCCCUGCCAAAUCCAAACUUGGUAGGCCUCGUAAAGCUAAAAUGGCUGAAUCUUCGUCGUCUGUGUUACAUGACAUGUCUGUAUCGGCUGACACAUCGGAUAUAGCAGGAGAGCCUCACACACCUCAAGAACCAUCGCGGAGAUCCACUCGCAAUCCAAAUAUCGCAUUGCCAACCAAAAGACGUCGGGGAUGA